Molecule: messenger RNA, 627 nt
Organism: Pleurotus ostreatus (oyster mushroom)
Lineage: Eukaryota; Fungi; Basidiomycota; Agaricomycetes; Agaricales; Pleurotaceae
Exons: 3
Coding region: 1-627 (208 amino acids)
Source: RefSeq, a predicted model, not a curated record
AUGGAAGGCGAAUACUUACUUGCACCUAAUUGCGUAGCCAAGCGUAGUCAUUUCACUACGGCUUCCCCGGACCCGCGCAUUCUCAGCAAAUUAAGAUCGAUACCAUUCAACAAAAUCCCUGAGGACCUGGGCCCCUCGCGCCCUGACGGACUACCUGAACUCUUCUGGUGUUGCUGGGUCGUCGGAGAGCACAAGAUAUUCAACUUUUUUGGAAACCCUCAUCCAGGCAAACCCGACGUGUUCGAUACUUCCAGCUGCGCAGAAUUGACUGUCUCAGAAUUGCCGGCAGUCCUUGAGACCGCGCUGCUACUGCCCCCGGAGCUCGCUGAGAAGAUGGCUGUCGUCAAGGUCUUUAAUUGGGAAGGAAAGCCCGAACUCGCGUUUGCUGUCGGGAGCAACUAUGGAGGUAUCAUGCCUGUGGCCAUCAUCGAGCUUAUAUCGCGGUACUUCUUCGACGGGGGGCACCCAUCAUGGGCUCUCAAUGCCCCUCGUGCCGACAGCGCAACAAUAUUGCCCCUCACCGAAGAACAACGCAAUGACAUGCAAGUCGUUGGUGCCGAACGGAAACUCUCCUGGCCAACAGGCCUGGAUCGGAGAGCCUUUGACGAACUGAUGAAAGUGUCGUAG